This is a messenger RNA of Trichomonas vaginalis G3, 2190 nucleotides long. Its product is annotated as UPSET, isoform A family. NCBI's taxonomy places the organism in Eukaryota, Parabasalia, Trichomonadida, Trichomonadidae. The transcript has a single exon. The record is from RefSeq and is a predicted model, not a curated record. Bases 1 to 2190 code for a protein of 729 amino acids.
AUGUCUAAUUUAAGUAAUAGCCAAGAUUCCGCAGCCGUGAAAAAGAAUUCGAUCCAGAGCCUCAUGAGUUCUCCGGAGCAUCCCGCUUCUCAGAACUCAGGAGCUCCAUCUGCACCGAUAAUUCGAAAAGUUUCGAACCCAACAAAAACAGUCGUGCCACAUCCGGUAGUCCGAAUAAAUCCAGCAAUCGUAAGACAAAUCAAACCUUCGCCUGAAAUAAGUAAACCGCCGUUACCAAUGCCAGCCAUUCCAAGGAUCGACUUGGUCCCUCCUUCAAUACCAGCAGUACCGAUUAAACCAGUCCCAUACGUUAUUCCGAAAACCUCAUCAAUUCCAGACAUGUCUAAUAUUCCAAUUCCACAACCAUCUCCUCAGCCGCGAAUCAUGCCAACACCUAUUCCUUAUAUCUCACAACAACAUCAACCACUUCCUCCUCAGCCAAUUCCAAUCCCAUCAACUUAUUAUCCUUAUCAAACUCCACAACCAUAUCCACAGCCAUAUUUGCCACCAACACAGCCCCAAUACUACCAGCAACUAAGAGCGCCUAUCCCGCACCCCGUAAUUUCUAUUCCAAAAGUAAAUCAACACUCAAUUCAACCACCGGAACCCGUGUUCUUCAACGAUAAGAGAUCUGGGCGCUACGGCAUCAGAUGCGUUUGUGGUGAAAGUAGGAACGAUGGCCUCCUUAUCCAAUGCGAUUCUUGCGAAUUUUGGUUACAUGCGAAAUGUGUGAACAUCGCAAGGAUAUCGGACAACGAGUCCUUCUACUGUCCAUUCUGUAGAGGCCAGCGCAUUAAAUGCAAAUGCAAAAAUAACAAAAAUUAUACAGAUCCAAUCGUUCAAUGCACGAAUUGCAAAUUCUGGGUCCACAAACGUUGCGAAAAUUUAUACUACGGUUUCUGCCCUCAUGACUUCGUUUGCUCGAACUGCCAGCCUGAUAAAACUUACACAAUUCCUUUUAAUAAAUUAAAUCCGGAAGAUUUGAAGUUACAGUCUGAUAUUAUCGUAUCAGAUAUAAACAGGCAGGAAAUAGUAUCAAAUAUAGUUGAAGGAAGGUUCCACGAUGAAAUUCAGCAAGAUUUAUCAAAUUCAGAGAUAAGUUUUUGCAAUUUAAUCUCGAAAUACUUCACAGAAUACGCUUCUCUCCUUUUCGAUAGAAUAAGAGGCUUCUGGGCUUGUUUCGUCGAUACUUUUUCUUCAAUAUUUAAUGUAGACAAAAAACUUGUUAUGAGAGCUAUCGAUGUAUUAGCGAACAAGCUUAUAUACAAUACAAGCUCUAAAACAUCAUAUCAGCCGGUGAAAUUCUUCGAAAUGAGUGAUGAAAUUCAAUUAUCUUCGAGUACAUCAUUAAUUCGAAUAGAAAAACCACAACACCAGACAGAAUUGAUCAUUACUGAUGACGAUUCAGUGAUAUCUAAUGAAUUAAUCGAAGAUGGAGCUUUUAUUAUGGAAUUAUCUGGUUUCUUGAUGCAUAUGGACGAAGUCCGCUGCGAGAAUGGAAUUCCUAUAUCAUGUAUUACAGUUACAACUGAUGAUACUUCCGUUCUCGACGUAUCGAAUUCCGCAUUUCCACAAGCAGCCCUAAUCAGGCGCUCUUUCCACUUCAAUUGUGUUGUAAAGCUCGUAAGGAUUGGCGGCAACGUCAGAGCGGCCCUUUACGGAGUUAAACCGACUGGGCCAUUAUCUGAAGAAAAAGGAAGACGCGGACCAUCGAUACAGCCAGGGCAAGAACUGGUGCUUCCCCUAGAUGGAUACAUUCCAUUCGAUACACAAAAAAUCGAAUGGAAGGAUAAGAAAGCUCGUCCAAAGACAAAUUCUGAUUCCUUUAAGGCCCCGAACCCACGAUCUCCUAAUUCCAACUCAGAUAAAGCAUCGUAUACAGGUUCUUCAUCUAAUUCUUCCGCAAAAUCUACGAUUCAGUCCAGAAGACAUCAUUCGGAGUCUUCAUCUCGUAGUUCUUCGCCUCCUCCGCCAAAAGAGAAGAAGAAGAAACAAAACAAGAGCCAGGAGAGGAGAAAGAGCGCAAACGGAGAAGAAGAAGUUCAACUUUCACUUUUAAGUGGAUUUUUAUACGACAUAAUACCCCCUAUUCCAUUCAUUUUAUUGCCUGACCAGGAGGCCGUGGAGCAGUACAAUGAGAAGAAAUCAUCAUCUUCAAAGAAAAAGUCUUUGAAAUACUCAGAUUAUUAA